Messenger RNA from Nymphalis io (European peacock), 4462 nucleotides. RefSeq names its product dihydropyrimidinase (gene CRMP). Gene Ontology annotation, biological process: pyrimidine nucleobase catabolic process. The record is from RefSeq and is a predicted model, not a curated record. Lineage: Eukaryota; Metazoa; Arthropoda; Insecta; Lepidoptera; Nymphalidae. Gene Ontology annotation, cellular component: cytoplasm; cytosol. Bases 44 to 1789 code for a protein of 581 amino acids. The transcript is spliced from 14 exons. Gene Ontology annotation, molecular function: dihydropyrimidinase activity.
UGACGCGGUACGGAUUUUACGUAUUUCGCGGUAUUUUGUAGCAAUGGCGGGCCCAGUCGCUCAAUCUCUUACCGGGAUCAAUAUUAAAAGUUCCCAGAACCGGCUGCUCAUAAAGAAUGGUCGGGUGGUCAACGAGGAUGGCAUGGAAGAUGCUGACGUUUACAUCGAAGAUGGAAUUAUUAAGGAAGUGGGACGCAACCUUAUAAUCCCUGGUGGUACCCGCACCAUUGACGCCACCGGCUUGCUGGUGAUGCCCGGUGGUAUCGAUCCCCACACCCACUUUGAACUGGAGAUGAUGGGAGCGAAGACUGCAGACGACUUCUACAAGGGUACUCGCGCUGCUGUCGCUGGUGGAACCACUACUGUCAUUGACUAUGUACUACCCCAGAAAGGGCAGUCAUUGAUUGAAGCAUACAACCACUGGAGGCAAAAAGCUGAUAAUAAGGUGUGCUGUGACUACGCUCUCCACGUCGGUGUCACCUGGUGGUCGCCAUCGGUGAAGAAAGAAAUGCAGCAGCUGGUUGCGGAGCAUGGCAUCAACUCGUUCAAGAUGUUUAUGGCUUACAAGGAUGCCUGGAUGCUGAAUGAUUACGAGCUCUGCCAGGUCAUGGAGACCUGUGUCGAAUUGAAGGCGUUGCCUCUAAUUCACGCUGAAAACGGCAGUAUAAUAGCUCGCAAUACUGAGAAGCUGCUGGCUGCGGGAGUGACCGGCCCCGAGGGUCAUGCGUUGUCCAGGGAUGAGGAAGUUGAGGCUGAGGCUGUCAACAGAGCUUGUGUCAUCGCUAACCAGAUGAACUCUCCGCUCUACAUAGUACAUAUGAUGUCAAAGAGCGCUGUCCAAGCUCUCCGUCUCGCUAGGACUCGGCAGAAGCAGCCGUUGAUCGGUGAAACCCUGGCCGCUACCAUUGGUACUGAUGGCUCCCACUACGGCAACGCGUGCUUCCGCCACGCGGCGGCGCACGUGCUGUCGCCGCCGCUACGCGCGCGGGACACGCCCGCCGCCAUCGUCGACGCGCUCGCGCAUGACGAUUUGCAAAUAAUAGCCAGCGACAACUGCACUUUCCACGAGAAGGACAAGGAGCUCGGGAAAGGCAACUUCAGCAAGAUACCCAAUGGUGUUAAUGGUGUUGAAGAUCGUAUGGCUAUACUCUGGCAGAAGGCGGUUAACACAGGCGCCAUGGACCCGUGCCGCUUCGUGUCGGUGAGCAGCGCGGCGGCGGCGCGCGUGUUCCACCUGUGGCCGCGCAAGGGCCGCGUGGCCGCGGGCGCCGACGCCGACCUGGCGCUGUGGGACCCGCGCCGCGAGCGCACCGUCUCCGCGCACACGCACCACCACGCCGUCGACUUUAACAUAUUCGAGGGUCAGCACGUAAUUGGUAGUCCCCAAUACGUUAUCGUCAAUGGUCGCGUUUGUCUCGAUGACGGCGAACUACGAGUCGUCGAAGGAUUCGGAAAGUUCCUGAACACUCCGCCGGACUCUCCGACGGUGUACGGCGCGCGUAACGAGCAGCAGGCGAGCGACGUGUCGGACGGGGGCCGGGAAUCCCCGAGGGCCUCGCCCGCCUACACCAACGGGACCCCCACCGAACUGAGCAUAUCCAACAAGCAAAUGGAGGGUCUGUCGGUGUCCGGCUGCAGCACUCCCACCGGACGAAAGAUGCGAGAGCCUGGACAGCGAGACUUGCAAAACUCCACCUUCUCUAUCAGCAAGGAACUUGAAGGUUUGGACACGAAAACAUCAGUGCGUGUCCGAAACCCUCCGGGCGGGAAAUCAUCCGGCCUCUGGUAAACAGAUAGAAACCGGUUACAUCCGGAACUGAAGAUUGCUUUGCAGCGGCGCUAGUUAUGCUUGUUUGUGGAAAAAUAAAAUAAUAAAAAUUAAGGUAAUUGUAAUGUAACCGUUAUAAUUACAUUUGACUGUAUUCGUUAAUGACUAUAUUUUAUAUAGAAGCAUACAUAUGGUAUGAAUCUACCAUACCUAUAUAUCGAACCAGUUUGUAAACAUAUUUAUGAUAAACAGGAUAAUUGUGAAUAAUUUCACUUUUCUACAAUACAAACCGUUUUACUCAUAAACAUUUUUUAAACAACAUAGUACUAACAUACUGAAAAUGACGAAAUUGCCCCUAAAAGCUUUGAAAAAGUGUAUUUUGAAUUAAAUUAUAUAAUAUAAUAAAUAAAAUUGACCGUUUUUAAUAACACAAUCUUAUGAUAUUGUUUAAUAAACUUUAUGAAUAAAGGAGUUUAUAAGAAAAGUAAUAUUUAUUUGACAUAUAUAUGAAAACCAACGCAUAUGGUUUUUACUAGUAAGUAAUUUUGUUCCGUUAUUGUUAUUGGACUUUAUUUUUAUUUUUUCACAAAUAAAGCGCAUUUGUGUUUGAGCUUGGAGCGUUCAGGAACCAAUCUACGUUAUCUUAUAUAUGCUAUAAUCACAUAAUUUAACAUAAGAUCGGUUUAUUUAUAUCGAAGUAUAUAUUAUUUUGCUUUUUAAAUACAAUUUUUAAGUUGUUUAUAAGAUUUCAUACAAAAAUCUUUCAUAACAAUAUUUUUGAUUUUAUUGAUUUCUUUGAUAAGACACAAAAAAUAUCUAAAAAUGACAAUUGAUAAUACAAUUUGCAUAUAUAAAAUGUGUGGGUUUUUUUAAAGUAAAAUAUGCAGUGAAGAAAAAUUUCAUAAUAAAUGUGGGUUCUAUCACAAAUAUAUUAUAUCCAAAAGAAACUUCAUACGAGUUAGUACAAAUACUUGUAUGGACUGACAAAACAAAAUGUGCUAUACUUAGAGAGCUUGUAUAGUGCAUUUUACUCACAACGGUUAUAAAUGUGUAAACAACUGAUAAAAAUGAACCAUUUUUCCCCAAAUACGGGUAAAUGAUUUCACCUUAUGUUAUACUGAGUUCUAUUUUUUAUAUAACUCAUAUACUUUUAUGACUUUUCGCCCGCACUGAAACUUAAGUGAUCUUUGUCCAACAGUGGGAUAUGGGCUAUUAUUACUACAUAUAUAAUUUAGAUUUAUUAUUAAUUUUACAUCAAAGCAUUUCGAUUGGACGAAAUAUGUCUAACUCAAUAAUUGAAUGGCAUUUCUUUUUUAUGUACUUUAUGAGAAAUUAUGUAACUAUAUCGUCGUAUAUUAGAAAUGCUUACUCUAUGCAUGUAGUUCUAGAAAAUAUAACUCGCGUUUAUUUAUUCAGUUCUCUAAUCUAUAGACUGAUUCCGUAGACAAAAUUAGAUUUAGACGAACAUUUUUACACCAUGGUAAAAAAAUAUUUUUAUGUUAUUAGCGUUUUAAGAUGUUUAACAAUAUUUUGUAUUGGAAUUAUAAUUGACCAAAUAGUGAAUGUGGAGUUUUAUAAAGUUUAAAUAAAUUAUGAAUAAAAAAUGUGACAAAACUGAUCCGGUUUCACUAAGAACUUUUUGGAGAGUUAUUUUUUAAUAACCAGAAAGCCAACGAGCAAUUUAUUUUGUGUAAUGGCUGACCGUGUAAUACAAAGGUAAAACGAGUAAAUUAUUGAAGCCUCAAUAGUCCGACGUAUAUGGGCCACUUAGAGUUUCUAAGCUUUUCUUGAAAACAGGAAUUGCCAAUAUUAAAAAAGAAUAAAUUUUCUUCUGCACACGAAAAUCUACUUAGUAAUAAGGCCAAAUUAAAUGAAUAUUAUCAUAAAAUAUAUAGCAAUUAAACAUUGUUAAUACCAUUGAAUAUAAUAAGUCUGUAAAUGCCAAUGUACUUGUGACGUUAACGGUAACAAUGGAAUGCUAUCAGGAAGGCAUUUAUUUAUAAUAUAGUGUCAAAAAUUUAUUUAAACUUUAUAAUUCUAGCCGAGUAGAAAAAAAAAACAAUUUUGUAAUUUUCUAGCCAAAACAUAUUCUGAAAUUAAAAUUUUAUACUCAUGUAGUGUCAAACUGUAUUGGUCUAAUAUUUUACAGUUAGUUAAGAUUAUUAAUGAAAAAUAAUAUAGUUGGUAGCUUCAGAUGUGAUUGUGUUCUUCGUUUGAAUGAUAUAUUAUAUGCUAUUAUAUGUUAUGUUAUUUUUGUAUCAGAUGUCACAAUUAUUUUUAACAUUACAGUUAAAUCUUUUCUGUAGAAACCUAUUGUACUUAUUAUAAUGUUAUUAUAAAACCUAUUCGUGUGUUCCAGUUGAAAAUGUUAUUUGACGCUAUUAAUAAGUAUAAAUUAAUUAUUUUAAGAUUCUUAGAAUUAUUAGCACUUAACAUUAUUUCUCUACUCUCUAACGACAUACUUUGUACAAGUAACGCCAUCUAUUAUCAUCAAUUGUAAUUGAUAUUUUUAAAAUACUUCCUACGAACUUUGUGUAACCAAAGAUCUUAUAUCUUGUAUUAGACUCUACACUAUUACCUUUGAAUCGUUAUUUAUCUUUGUAAUCGGCAUCAUAUUUUAUAGUGUUUUAUAAUUUUUGUACGUCUGUCCUUUACAUUCUGCAUUGUCACGAAUAAACAAUGUAAUCUCACAAA